This is a messenger RNA of Scylla paramamosain (green mud crab), 2335 nucleotides long. Its product is annotated as guanine deaminase-like. NCBI's taxonomy places the organism in Eukaryota, Metazoa, Arthropoda, Malacostraca, Decapoda, Portunidae. The coding region runs from base 95 to 1402 and encodes 435 amino acids. The record is from RefSeq and is a predicted model, not a curated record. Gene Ontology annotation, molecular function: guanine deaminase activity; zinc ion binding. Gene Ontology annotation, cellular component: cytosol. Gene Ontology annotation, biological process: guanine catabolic process. The transcript has 10 exons.
AGUGUGCGACUAUCUUCGUUAUAGUGAGGGUGCAGGUGGUACAGCUCUCCGUAUUCAUUCCCUCUCCUCCACUUCCUCCUUGCUGUGAGAAAAUAUGAAGGUGUUCGUGGGAACGCUCGUGCACAGUACGGGCGAGAUAUUCAUGCAGGUUCGCCAAGCGGCGUUGGGCGUCCAAGGGGAGAAGAUAAUUUUCGUGGAAGAUGCAGCAAAACUGAAUGAGUUGAAAGAAAAACACAACUUCCCGGUGUCUUCCAUUGUCAAUCUCACAUCAAGCCAGUUCCUCAUGCCGGGUCUGGUGGAUUCUCACGUUCACGCAUCGCAAUUUCCUAACAACGGCCUCCAUAUGGACUUGCCGCUGCUGGAGUGGCUGGAGAAGUACACGUUUCCCACCGAAAGAUCCUUCUCUGAUCUCAAGGUGGCCCAGGAGGUGUACCCGCGCGUGGUGGAUCGAAUGUUACGUAACGGCACCACCACCGCCUCUUACUUCGCCACCGUUCACCUAGCUGCUACCAAGGUCUUGGCAGCGACGGCGGCAGCUAAAGGUCAGCGUGCCUUAGUCGGUAAGGUGAACAUGCUGAUGAACUGUCCCGAGAACUACCGCGAGGAGAGUGUGGAGGAGAGUUUACGUGAGACCGAGGAGUUCAUUAGCUACACGAAGAGUCUUAAGUCGCCCCUCGUCCAGCCCAUCGUGACGCCUCGUUUUGCUAUUACGUGCCCGGAGAACCAGAUGCGGGCCCUGGGUGAUCUUGCAUCCAAACACAAGUGUCGAGUACAGAGCCAUCUGUGCGAGAGUAAGGCAGAGAUAGAAAUGGUUAAGAAGCUUUUCCCCGAGUUUCCUUCCUAUACGCAUCUCUACCACGCCAUGGGACUACUGACGGACAAAGCGAUCAUGGCUCACUGCGUAUGGCUGGAUGAUGAGGAGCUGCAGUUGCUGGCGGAGAAGCGAGCUGGGGUGUCGCAUUGUCCUAACUCUAAUCUUAAUAUUCUAUCUGGCCACUGCAACGUGAAGAGACUGCUUCAGCAUGACGUUAAAGUCGGCCUGGGCACUGAUUGUUCUGCUGGCUACAGUCCUUCAGUGCUGGAUGCGAUGAGGCGAGCCCUUCAUGUCUCCUGUUCUGUGGGGAUGGAACAUACUAAAGACCAUGUUCUCACUCCAGCUGAGGCCUUCCACCUGGCCACUCUGGGAGGUGCUCAAGUGGUGAGCAUGGAUGAUUGCAUUGGUAAUUUUGUGGUGGGGAAAGAGUUUGAUGCAAUUUUAGUUGAUGUUGAGGCUCCUGAUUCACCGCUGGACAUCUAUGAACAGGACAGCAUGGAACAUAAGAUCCGAAGGUUCCUGUACAAUGGUGAUGACCGGAACAUGCUGGAGGUUUAUGUGGCGGGGCGAAGGGUCAGUGCUCGUUGAAGUAGUGACCAGAAACCCGGGACUGAAGAUCACCAUGUUUAGUAGAGCAGGUCAUCUGAAAGUCUGUGAUAGUUACAUUUUGGCAUUGGGAGUCGUAAUGACUCAUUUAAUACAGGAUGUCCCGUUAGUUAAGGUACAUACUUCAGGAUUUGAUCAUUCAAGUAGUUCUAAGUCGAAAAUACUCUAUACACAUAUGCUGUGUUUUGCAAGAAAUUAACGUGUUAGUUCCGUGUUACGGGAACCGCUCGCCUGGGUGGACCUUCGCCUCCGUCACUCCCUACUCGGCUCGCAACGUACUCGAGUGGCGCUGCGCGGUGUUAAGUUUAUUUAUUUAUUUAUUUAUUUAUUUAUUUAUUUUUGUACAAGCUUCGCAGUAAAAGUCUUACAUGAAGCAGUUAGCAAAUGACUUUAUUUUUAUUUUUUUUUCAUGUGUCAGUGAACCAAAUAUGCAGGUUACACAUCAGUACAAUGGUUGUUUUAAACAUACGUGGCAACUCACCAGUUUCGCGACGACUGCCCGGUGUGGCAUGAAAUGUCGUAGGUUUUUUUUUUUUUUUUUUUUUUCUUUUUUUUAGGUUUUAGUUUCAGAUGACCAAGUGCGCGUGCAGCCCUAUUUUCAUUGCCAGACGUAUGGCUCAUUUACUCCCAGCCACAGCAAUGCACAGACCUCCCUGGGGCUCGUAAGCAUAAAAACCCUGUAAAACUUUUAAAUUUACUCCCAGUUAAAAGUGAGUGCUAAAAGUGUAUACUAGAAACUAUAAAAGUUUUCGUAACUUUUAGCUAUGAAUAAAAGUAAAAUCUAUACUCGCUAUUCGUGCUAUGUUUAGCGAUUAAGAAAGACCGUAACCAUUGUUUUUGCACUUGAAUGUCAAAACAAUACAUAAAAACAUUUAAUGUUAAUUUACAUUUGAUUUUUUUUAUAUUAAAAAAGAA